CGCCGCAACACGGUCUUCUGCCAAACCGCAAAGGGACUGUAUUACAAGCGACCGGUGUAAAAUUAUGUCCCCUUUAUUUUUUUUUUUUAAACUUGUGCGGUUUAUUUUCAACAGCUUGAUUGAUACGAGGGUAAUGGGAAGUCAACUUCCACAUUUUUUUUUUUGAUCGCCCUCUCGUCUGCUUGACAUUUAUUUUUCACGUCUGCUCUUGGUUAUUUGACACUUUGGAGGAUUUGGUUUCGUCCCCCUGUUUCAUCAUCAGUGGAUAUUAGAAGCGAGAUUCUAGUGUAUACAUCUACUAGGUCUAGGUCUAGAUACGAAUCGCAGAGACAAGAGUGUUUUUGGAGAUUUGUAUUUAAUAGCUCGGGUUAUAAGGUUCCGAUUCCCUCCCUUUUCAUAAUGAACCAGCAGACUGGCCAGUGGUAGACCAAAAGAUGACAGCUGAAAAGGGAGCGAGUGUAUAAAAAAAAAAAAUAAGAUGAAAUAACAAGCAGACGCACAGAGAAGAAGAAAAAAAAAACAACAACACAGCCCUUUGCCCACUCCUUCACAUAUUGGAAGGACGAAGUCACAGCAGACGACGAGACUACGGAACUGGUCUGACAAAUCUGUCGAAGGCCCGCUAACUCCAAGCGUUCACGUCUGCUUGUUUCCACCAUUACGUAACAAUACAUUCCUGUUAUUUUAUUUCUAUUUCACAUAGUCUUUUGAUACAAGGCGUUUCAUCUUUUAAACAACUAAAGGGAGAUAAGUUUGGAUUACGAAUUUCCUCAAGGACAGUUUGCUCCUGUAAAGUAGGAUAUCGUCUGCUAUCAGAAGCGGCAUUGCAAGGUGAACGAUGGCUCUGACUCGAUGUUUUCUUAUAUUUGUGUCACUCACCUGUUAUACAUCAGCAACGUCAGAGUCAGUUAACAGAAUAACACGUGAUUGGGGCCCCUGGACCACGUGGUCAUCUUGCAGUCAUUCCUGCGGCUAUGGCACAGCUUACAGGAUACGUCGGUGUCACGUAGCGCACAGGCAAGGGAGAGAACAAGUGUGUCAAGGACCAUCAAAACAGUAUCAGAUUUGUAACAAUCGGAGAUGUAAUGAUGACCAGCGGUCAGAUUACCGGACCAGAGAGUGUGCCAAACAGAACAACGUGUAUUAUGGCCACAAGACGUAUGUUUGGGAACCUUACAUCAACAGUGCUGCCCCGUGUGAGCUGUCCUGCAAAUCCGUGGGUCACGGCUACUACGCCCGGUUUAAGGAGGUUGUGGACGACGGGGUCAUCUGUAACGAGGAGAACACUGCAGUUUGUAUGGAAGGCAAGUGUUUGCACACAGGUUGUGACGGUGUUCUUGGCUCCAAGACUCCUGUCGACCACUGCGGUGUAUGUGGCGGGGACGGCUCCAGCUGUCGCUUCAUAAGGGGCAUCUUCACCCGGACCCAUUUGCCCAUCCGUGCUUACAGCGAGGUCACGACCAUACCUGCUGGGGCCAGAAACAUCAACAUUACAGAACUGAGCCGAAGCAGGAAUCACUUAGCGCUCUCUACAAGCAAAGGUUAUUUUCUGAACGGAGGCUUGAGACUUCAAGGUGAAGGUCAAGUACACGGAGCCGGAACCACGUUUUCCUACAGGACCGGGUCGCUUGGCUGUAACGGCGAAUGUCUGCAGGCAGGAGGUCCGCUGAACUCAAGCGUCAAAGUCGAGGUCAUAUCGUUUGGACGAAACCCUGGGAUUUCUUAUGAGUUCAGUGUCGACCAGGGCAGUCAGGUACUCGUGAGUGGUCAGCCUGUGCUGCCCAAAGCUACCAACGAUGACCACAGGCAGCUGGCAGUGCCAGAAAGUAGCCGAGGUGACGCUGAACAAAGAGAUGAAGAACCAAACAGACUUCGUUUAGAGAUCAUUCCCAGAAUUCGUCACGGGAAGGCGCCCAUAGACGCCACAGAACACAACGUUAAAAAACAGUUUCACCAGCUCCAACAGCACCAUCACCGACGCCACCAACAUGUCGUACAUUCAACUACGCCCCCUCCGCCGGCGCCCGGCACAAAGGGCCCACUUCAAAUAGACAAGUCCUCCGGACAAAAAUGGGAGGAGUCCCGGAAAAUAAUCUCCGCACCUUAUCACGGAAGUCCUCGCGAAAAAGAUCGGGUGCAUGCUAAGGGAGAUAACACAACUUUUGUUUACAAGCACUAUUACCAUACCAACGAAUUGGACGAUUUGGGUGAUGUGCCCAUGAUAAGCACCGAAGACAAAGACUUCAAUGAAGCUAAGGAACCGACUUGGUUAGAGAAUGAUGACAACUUUGAUGAUGACAGGCUAGCAGAGUUCAGCUCAACAACACAGUACUAUCCACCCCAGCAGUCAUCAUUUCCUGCUGUGAUUGCUGCCUCAUUGAUCAACCAGAGAGAAAAAUCCCAGCAUGCCUCAGCUGACAGGUAUCACAGUAGCCAUGACAACAGGCCAACUGGGAGCCAGGAUGGCAAACAAUCAUAUUCCUGGAGAAUCUCAGGACUUACUGAGUGCUCUGAGCCUUGCGGUGGAGGUCUCCAAGAGCCACGCCUGGUGUGUGUCAGAGAAGGUUCUCAAAUUGAAGUGAUUCCAGAGAACUGUGAUGAAAGUAGAAAACCUUCUACCUCACUUAUUUCAUGUAACACUCAGCCCUGUGGGGCUAGGUGGCAUUUACAUGAAUGGAGUCCCUGUAGCGUCACAUGUGGUCGAGGACUUCAGAAGCGAGUAAUAGAAUGCCAAAAAAGAAUAUCUCCAACUUUGACAAUCUCUGUCAGUGCUUCUAGCUGCCCUCAGCCACAGCCUCCAUCAAGGCAGUACUGUCAGUUGGAGCCAUGUUUUAUGUGGAGGGCAUCUAAUUGGACCAAAUGCUCAGUAGAAUGUGGCUUUGGCCAGAGAAAGAGACACAUUCAAUGUGUUGAUGGCAACUCCAAAAAUGUGAGUGAGAAACUGUGCACCCAAAUAAAACCUGACACGGAGGAGAUUUGUAAUAUGGGAUCCUGCGCUCAAGGGUGGUUUUAUUCCAAGUGGUCAGAAGAGUGUUCCUCCAAAUGUGGACGUGGUCACUACACAAGAGAUGUCUAUUGUUUGGCACCAGAUGGCUCUAAGCUGGAGGAAGCCAAAUGUGGAAAGAGUAGCAAGCCCCAUGAGCAGAAGUCUUGUAAGGCAUCCACGCCUUGUGGUGGUCAGUGGUUUGCUGGACCCUGGUCGCAGUGCAAUAUGACAUGUGGAUCAAAAAGUUAUCGUCACAGAGAAGUUUUCUGUAUAAAGCAUCAUGGCAAUAGAAUUCACCACAUUGUCAAGGACCAUAACUGUUUAAAGGAAGAUAAACCUGUACAAGUAGAAGCUUGUGGCCUGUUGGCUGAUUGCAAGCCUGAGUGGUACAUGACAGCUUGGACUGAAUGUACUAAAAGCUGUGGUACUGGUGUGAAGACCAGAGAAAUCAAAUGCCUAGACGGCAAUCUAAUUCAGAGUGCAGACUGUGAUAAAUCCCAGAAGCCCUCUCGGCGCCAGCCGUGCAAUACAAAGCCAUGCAUAUCGAAUCGUGUAGAAAUUCCAACCAAAGAGGUGACCACAUCUGUCGACUACCUACAGAUGGACUGGUCAGCCCCUGUUGCCAGCACAGAACAUUUCUCCUGUUCAGAUAGUGAGGACUUGAGAUGGUGCCAGCUAGCUCGUCGAGCCAGACUCUGCCAUUAUCAGCACUACAAAAAGAUUUGCUGUCACACAUGUCACAGCCUCGACCCCAAGCCCCACUGAUUCACAAUGUCACAGCCUUGACCCCCAAGCCCCAUUGGUUUUUAAAAUGACAAUAUUGACCCUCUAUUCCUACUGAAUCAACAUUUAGUCAAUCUCAAGAGUGAUUAUAUUUGUUUAUCUCCACUGAUGUUUGAAAUGUGUUUUACUUACUGAUUGAGUAACCAUUUAAUUUAUUUUCCAUGUCUUGUUGGCAUGUACAGAGCUGAGAGAUGGUAAUGAAGACUUUGAAAGGGUUAUGGAAAGGAAUGCUUUGAUGCUAGAUGUAAAGGCUUUGCAUGUUCAUGUUAGAAAUGUGUAUAUUGAUCAUGGUAAUGUAGUUUGGACCACCUUGUGGUUUUGUUGCUCACUCCAGGUUUAAAUGUAUUUGCAUUUACAUAUGAAUCUUCAAUUUUACAUACACUUGCAAUAUUUAUUUCAAAAUAAUACACUUAAACCUGGUGGGUACCAACUUUCUUCUCAUUUUAAAUCAAGAGUCUAUAUCAAACCACCACCACCCCACCCCCGUACUGGUAUGAAUCCUAUGGUGAAGGACGAGUUUUUGGCACAUUGGCAAAAUUUAGGCCAUGUCGUGCCCAGGUGAAGGACGACUAUGGAUCAUCUUGUGGAGCACUUUUUGAUAUGACUGGAGCCCUAAUUCGGAGAGACAUUCCCGUCCACAUAUAUCACAGGUUAUGGUGGCUUUCGCUUUGGUGGUAGAGGAACCGGCCAUUUUUAAAAUGGCAUUUUUUUUUCCAGAGCUGAGGCCCAUGUGUAUACACUGUCCAUAGCUUUCUUGGUCACCAUCUCUUUCCAACUAGUGUGGUCUAUGGCUAUGCCUUCCCAGUGGUCAGUAUCAAUGUUCAUUGUUUUGAGGUCCCGUUUUAUUACAUCCACAUAACGGAGGUGUGGUGCGACCAACUUUACUUGAGCCAGACACAAGAUGCCCGUAAAGAAUUAUUUUCAGGAUGCGGUAGUAUAUUUCAACUUAUUAUGAUGUAGUAUUAGAAAGCUUCACUAGUGAAUGGCUGAUAUAAGUUUAGAAAUGUAGAAUUGGUAGGUUGUUGGGACACAGAAAUGCAUGCGCUUUUUAUCACAUAAACCAUGAGGUCUCAAAUGAAAACCUAAUUUAAACUAAGCAGUGUUAGCAUACAUUAUACAGUAAGUAGCUGCUAGUAUGGUAUUGAUAACUUUUACUGCUGAGCCGUUCUGGGAAGCAGUUGAUUCCUAAAAUUCUUCAUUGUUGCUUUGACAUGGCUGCUGAGUCUAAGCUAAGUCAGUAAUGAUAUUGAGAACUUUGGGAUAUGCAGAUUUUUAGGGUGUCCACCCAGUAUAUGCAGAAUCUAUUUGAAAAAGUAGAUGUCAUGGGCUGGCCAUGCAACUAUUCUUAUAGUCCAUUAAUAUGUGUGUAAACUGCACUUAGCACUGAAUCAGCUUCUGAGUUUUAAAAAGGGAAAUUGCUUUACAUUUUCAAAACCAUUCUUCCAUUUUAUAGUUUCAAAACUGUCUAAAACAUUUUUGUUUUCAAAAGCUAAAAUAAAAUUUCUUUGUUCAAUAAAGAGUUUACACAAAUACCCAACAAUUAAUUGGGACACUUCAGCCUUGUAUGGCAAUGUACUUUUGUUGUACUAUGAAUGGCAUGUUGUUGAACUGUGUUAAAACAUUUCAGUGUUGUCAUAACCACAUAUGUACAUACCACAGCGAUGAUAGAAAUUGUAUUUAUUUGUGUGUGUGUGUUUUGUGUUUAUGUUUUUCAAUAUGUCUGAAAAAGUCAAAAGAUUCUGGGUUCUUGUUUUACCAAUGACAUUUUCAAUGAUAAAAAGAAAAAACAAAGUGUAGGUCAGUGGUAUUCUCACUCUUUGCUUAAACUUCAAUGUGUAAAAUCUGAUUUGAUUCUUUUAAGACAGUCUUAAGCUAUAAAAUUCAUUAAAAUAGAAAAAGAAUGUGUGAUAGGGAGAACUGUGGUGGUAAUAUAAAGAAACCUUAAAGGGAAACUCUGAUGAUUUUGACAAUUUUUGAUAUAAUAUGUGUUUUGAUUUACAGAUAAUGAAUAUAUUAUUCUUUUUUUUUCAAUAAUAACUUAGCAAUUGAUGUUUUUCCUACGUAAUUUUCCUGCGCCUCCAAAACAGUCAGACUUUCACCGGGUUUCUAUGUGACGUCACAAAUACGUUUUAAUCUAUUGACUUAUUGUAUAAUAGGAGACCAUACAGCAAAUUUAACAUUCUCGUAAAAUAUUUAGAAAAUUUAAAAAAAAAAGAGAGAAGAUUGGGAGACACAAACUCAACAAUGUCAAGAACACUAGAUACUGAAAUGUUGCCAACUAGAGAAAGAUCAUCAAAAUGUGAUUUUUACAAGGCUAAAAAAAAAAACAAGUAAGCCAAAGAUACACAGACAUUCUACUCUUCAUGUAUUCUGACACAAAAUACUGGUACACCAGUGUCUGCCAUAGAUUAAAAUCUCCAAUGCUAAAAUAACAAUUUUAGAUCUACAGUUUACUACUUACUUGAAAUGAAAGCUUCUUAAAUGUUCUGUUUACUUCUGAAUGUCAGAAGUAUUUGCUUCUAAAGAGCAGCUAUUUUCAGUUAGCAUUUUGUUUACCUUAAUGUACCAGUAGGUCAAAGUUUGGCUGCUUUUAUUGUAGAAUUAUUAAUACCCUGUUGUUUUAAGGCAAAAUAACUUAAACUUCUUUGACAAGGUGACUGUUAUUCUAAAGACUAUCAAAUUAAUAUUUCAGAAGAGAACUGCUGCAAUAGAAACUUAGGCACACUUGUGUUGCUUCCUUAUCAUUUUAAAUGAAAAUGUAAUGUAUAGGCCUUCAAGAUUAAUGGUACAACACUUUGAUCUCCCAGUGGAUUCUAUGAUAAUGUCCUUUUUAAUUUAUGCUUUUGUUUUUACGUGUUGUGUGAAUGGUGUGUGUAUCUUGGCAAGUAGUUUUAAGUUUGCCAGCAUUCCAUGCAUUCAUGUCUACUACUUGUCUGUCUUGCAUCUUUCACCCAUCCAUUUCUUCAAGGAACAGCCUACUAAAAACUUAAAACAGUUUAAUUUUCUAGCAUUGCUGAUGCUAACUUAAAUUUGUUGUAGAUAGAAUCUACUCAGUAGCUGGCUAGAAAUUCAUUUCUUUCAAGUCUCUCAACAACUCUGUGUGAAUCACCCAGUAGCAUCCAAAGUUCUAUCAGUAGGCUUUCAAAGGACCAGAAUUAGGAUCCUUCAAGUUUGAGAAUGUCCUGCCUAAUGGAUGGGAUUGAGCCGAAGAUCUAAACAGUCAUUUGAUUGGUGCUAUUAUGCUCUUCCUCUAUAGGUACUAGAUAACAUUUUGGUACAUUGAGAUAUGUUGUUAAUAACUUUGAAAGGGCAGUAAUAAAGAUUAGCUAGUAUUUUCAUUUAUAUACAUCCUAUGUAACAAAGUCAUCACCUACAUAUUUCCAUCACUGUAGACAGAGAAAUGUACACCUGCAUGCUGGAUAUAGUCAUUAAAUAUAUAUGGCCUAUUUAUAAAUAUAUCUUUAUAAUUAGUUGUAUCUGUAUUUUUUUAAAGUAACAAUUAGGUCUAAAAUACCUUUAAGUUCAUACCAAUGAGUUAAAGUGAGAGAGAGUGAAAGAUAUUGUUUUAAGAAAGCUAAAUUUGAUAGAAGCAAUAAAUAGGACAUUUUUUUGGACAAUAUUUAUUUAAUAAGCUCUAACAAAAAUUAAGUUUUGUGUGAAUGAAACAGCUGGAACAGAACAAACUGAUGUGUUGAAUUUUUGAAUAUCUUUUCAUGUCAAACUACCAGCACUUUUUAUUACAACUGAUGUGUUUGGGGAAGUUCAGUUCUGAAUGUAUUAGUAACUCGGCUUGAUGCACUGAUCACAAGCUUACAUACAAAACUUACUUCACUUUCUUUAUCUAGUGUGCAACAUUUGUUUUGACAUGUAAUAGUCAUUGAAAUUGAGUAAAUUGUGUCAACAUUAUAACUUCAUGAUGUAGCAUUGAUUUCAUUCAUUGUUGAUGACAUGUAAAGUACUAUUAAAUACUGAACCAAUUUUU
Molecule: messenger RNA, 7751 nt
Organism: Biomphalaria glabrata
Lineage: Eukaryota; Metazoa; Mollusca; Gastropoda; Planorbidae
Product: thrombospondin type-1 domain-containing protein 4-like
Exons: 19
Coding region: 839-3751 (970 amino acids)
Biological process (GO): extracellular matrix organization
Cellular component (GO): extracellular matrix
Molecular function (GO): metalloendopeptidase activity
Source: RefSeq, a predicted model, not a curated record